UUCCCCAUCCCCGGUCUCGGGCUGCCGCGCAUGCGCAGUGGCGCGGGCCGCCCGGGUCGCUUGGCGGGAGCGAUGGCGGCCGCGACCGGCGGCGACUCGGACGGCGACAGCGAGGAGCUGGUGCUGACCCCGGCACAGCUGAUCCACAGCCUGGAGCAGGCCUGGCUGAAUGAGAAAUUUGCUCCGGAGCUGCUGGAGAGUAAACCUGAAAUCAUCGAGUGCGUUGUGGAGCAGCUGGACCAUAUGGAAGCAAACCUGAAACGGGCGAAGAGAGGAGACCUGAAGGUCAGCGUUCAUCACAUGGAGAUCGAAAGGAUCCGUUUUGUGCUCAGCAGCUACUUGAGGUGUCGGCUGGUGAAGAUAGAGAAGUUUUUUCCCCACAUCCUGGAGAAGGAGAAGUCUCGAGCUGAAGGGGAGCCCUCCAUUUUAUCACCAGAGGAGUUUGCUUUUGCUAAAGAGUACAUGGCAAACACAGAGGCUUACCUGAAAAAUGUGGCCCUGAAACACAUGCCACCUAACCUGCAGAAAGUGUCUCUCCUAAAGUCAGUUCCAAAGCCCAACCUGGACUCCUUUGUGUUUCUGAGGGUGCUGGAGCGGCAGGAGAACAUCCUAGUGGAGCCAGAGACAGAUGAGCAGAGGGAAUAUGCCAUCGACCUGGAGGAGGGCUCGCAGCACCUGAUCCGCUACAGAACCGUGGCCCCUCUGGUGGCCUCGGGAGCUGUGCAGCUCAUCUGAGGGGACAGGUAAGC
Molecule: messenger RNA, 749 nt
Organism: Haemorhous mexicanus (house finch)
Lineage: Eukaryota; Metazoa; Chordata; Aves; Passeriformes; Fringillidae
Gene: GINS4
Product: GINS complex subunit 4
Exons: 7
Coding region: 31-735 (234 amino acids)
Biological process (GO): double-strand break repair via break-induced replication; DNA-templated DNA replication
Cellular component (GO): GINS complex
Source: RefSeq, a predicted model, not a curated record